Molecule: messenger RNA, 243 nt
Organism: Gongylonema pulchrum
Lineage: Eukaryota; Metazoa; Nematoda; Chromadorea; Rhabditida; Gongylonematidae
Source: the annotation of a GenBank genome assembly
AUGUUUUAUACGCAUUUUAUUAUUAUUACCGCUCCAGGCUUAUUCACAUCCUGUGCGCACAAAUCAGAUCCCUCGCCAAGUUCCGGACCAGCCAUGGUAUUUGCACACUAUACCAUGUAUGCUGCUCGCUGGUAUUCUCCCGUUCGGUGCCGUAUUCAUCGAAUUAUUCUUCAUUUUCUCGGCAAUAUGGGAGAAUCAGUUUUAUUAUUUGUUCGGCUUUCUCUUUAUUGUUUGUUUGAUUCU